Messenger RNA from Lotus japonicus, 3779 nucleotides. Its product is annotated as protein SMAX1-LIKE 8. NCBI's taxonomy places the organism in Eukaryota, Viridiplantae, Streptophyta, Magnoliopsida, Fabales, Fabaceae. Gene Ontology annotation, molecular function: ATP hydrolysis activity; ATP binding. The record is from RefSeq and is a predicted model, not a curated record. Bases 358 to 3585 code for a protein of 1075 amino acids. The transcript has 3 exons.
CUUCUUCUCCCUGGUUCUUCUCACCCAUCACACACACACACACACACACAGUGUCACUCCACAUUACAAUUAUUUAUAUAAGCUCUGCAAAAUGCAAAUUUACAAGUCCCCACUCCACUCUCCAACACAAAACCCCUUUUCCUAAUUUAUCAAUCUUCCUCACAAAAAGGAAAACAAAAACCAUUGUUUUUCCUUAACACGGAUUUUUCAUCCUCCCAAAUCAAAACCAACCUCCCUCAAAAAAUUUCUCACUCACUUCCCAUUUUUUCUUUUGCUUUUUUAAUUUAUUAUUAUUAUAAUAAUCAUUAUUAUUUUCAAUCUUUCUUUGGAGUGUUUAUUUUAUGAGCGCCGGCGACGAUGCCAACGCCGGUAGGAGUAGCGAGGCAAUGCUUAACAACGGAGGCGGGUCGAGCACUCGACGAGGCGGUGGCGGUAGCACGGCGGCGCGGCCACGCGCAGACAACGUCGCUCCACGCGGUGUCGGCGCUGCUAUCCCUACCAUCCUCGACGGUGCUCCGCGACGCGUGCUGCCGCGCGCGAAACUCAGCGUACUCUCCGCGUCUUCAGUUCAAGGCUCUCGACCUGUGCCUGUCGGUGUCGCUCGACCGCUCGCCGUCGUCGCACAACCACCACGUUUCCUCCGAUCAUGAACCGCCGGUGUCCAACUCGCUCAUGGCCGCCAUCAAACGCUCGCAGGCUAACCAGCGCCGCCACCCGGAUAGCUUCUUCUACCACAGCAACCACCAGGUGCAGCAGCAGCAGCAGCAACCGUUUUCCGUUUCUUCAGUCAAGGUCGAGCUUCAGCACUUGAUUCUGUCGAUCCUUGAUGACCCGGUUGUCAGCCGGGUCUUCGCGGAAGCGGGUUUCCGGAGCUCCGAGAUCAAGCUCGCCAUUCUCCGCCCUCUGCCGCAUCUCAUGAGGCCGCGCGGGCCGCCGGUUUUCCUCUGCGAGCGGCGGGGGUUCGGGUUUCCGUUUUUCUCAGGCUUCGGCGACGCCGGUGAGAAUUUCCGGCGAAUCGGUGAGGUGCUUGUACGGAGCAGGGGGAGGAAUCCUCUGCUUCUCGGCGCGUGCGGCGGCUAUGCUCUCCGGAGCUUUACGGAGGCGGUGGAGAGGAGAACGGACGGGGUGUUGCCGCUGGAGCUCACGGGGAUGCGCGUGGUUUGCAUUGGGAAGGAGGUGGAGAGUGGAGACGGCGAGGCCGUCGGUGCGAAGAUGAAGGAGAUCGCUGCUAUGGCGGAGGAGUGUGUGGGGCCCGGUGUGGCGGUGAAUUUUGGGGACUUAAAGGGUUUUGUGGGUGGUGAUUCUGAUGGGUGUGGUGGUUCUGGGGAAGAUGCUGUGAGGUUUGUUGUUGGGGAAUUGGCUAAGUUGUUGAAGGUUCACUGUGACAGGUUUUGGUUGCUGGGUGCUGCUGCUAGCUAUGAAAGCUACUUGAAAUUUCUGGGUAGGUUCCCUUCAAUAGAGAAAGACUGGGACUUGCAGUUUUUGCCUAUCACCUCUGUUAAGCCUUCUUCCAUGGCUGCUGAAUCAUAUCAAAGGCCCAGGUCAAGCUUAAUGGAUUCAUUUGUACCAUUUGGUGGCUUUUUUCCAUCAAAGUCUGAUUUGAAAAGUCCAUUAAAUGGCUCAUCUUGUUGUCUUCCUCAUUGUCAUCAAUAUGGUGAGAAGUGUGAACAUGAAGUCUUUUCUGCUUCCGUGGCUGAUCCCUACCAAUCUAGCUUACCUCCAUGGUUGCAGAUUACAGAAUUUGGCACAGCAAAGGGAUUGAAUGUCAAGACCAAAGAUGAUGGUGUUUUGCUGGAUAGUAGCGAAUCUGGACCACCACAGAAGAACUUGGACAAGACAUGCCGGCAGCUGCACCAGCGAAUUCCGGUGUCAAAUACCUGUCCAAUCGUCAUCGGGUUUCAUUGUACUGACAACAAAAAGGAAGAUGCUGAGAACUGCCGCAGCAAAAUUACAGACAAAUCACCUAGUGAACAUGUCAAUCUCAACUCCCAUGUACCUGUUGGUGUGAAAAUGAUGUGUGCAUCGCAAUCCAGCAGUUCUUUUCCUGUGAUUUUCAUGGCAAAACAGGCGAAAUAUACUUCAAAACUUCCAGAGAUGCUCCAGAAAGUGGAAGAUCUUGAGUCCGGUGACCUAAGAUCAUGCAACAUGUCCAGUUCAAGUGUGUCUGAUGGCAGUCAACUAUCUCCCACAUCUGUGACUUCAGUAACAACAGAUCUAGGCUUAGGGCCAUGCUCUUCUCCCACCAGCAAUAAAUCGAAGAAACUAACUUUUCAAUAUACAAUGGAGCCUCCAAAAGAAAUCCCAAAUCACAUAUCUUCAGAUUUCAAUUUGACUGAUGGGAGUAUUUGGAAGCAUCAAUCGCAGUCUACAUCCUGCUUAAGUUUCGACCAUUAUCGAGAAGUUGAUGCAAAAAAUCCCAAAACUCUUUUUGAAGCUCUUUCCAAGGAGGUAAGCUGGCAAAACGAAGCCUUGCGAGCUAUCAUCAAAACAAUAGUUUGCAGCCCAACAGAAAGGGUUAAACAUCAUGGAUCAAAUCAGCGCCGUGAUAUAUGGAUGAGUUUUGUCGGACCUGAUAGGCAUGGUAAAAAGAAAAUUGCUGUUUCUCUUGCUAAGAUAUUGUAUGGAAGCCGCGAGAGCUUCAUUUUUGUGGAUCUGGGCUCUGAAGAAAUGAAAGGAUGCAAUGUCAAAUUCAUAGGAAAGACUACCAUUGAUUUUAUUGUGAGGGAGUAUUGCCAGAAACCUUUGUCUGUGGUUUUCCUGGAAAAUGUUGACAAGGCGGAUAUGGUUGUUCAAAGUAGUUUGUCUCAAGCCAUCAGGACAGGAAAAAUCACAGAUUCUCAUGGACGAGAAGUGAGUGUAAACAAUGCAAUUUUUGUGUUUUCUUUCUCAGGUCACCAAGGUUGUUCCUUUCCAACAAGGGAAUCCUCCAACUAUUCUGAGGAAAGAAUACUCAGGGCAAAAGGGGGAGGUAUCAAGAUUAAAGUUGAAAAUGCGAUUGGGGACAUGAGAAGCCAAAGCAUCAGUGCAGCUAACUGUUCAAUAGAUGCCAUUCCUGAUCUAAAUUUCAUAAACAAACGAAAGUUGAUUGCCGACAAUGAAUUUUGCGAUCCAGAGACGCCUAAAAGGGCACAUACAACAUCAAAUUGGCUUCUAGAUUUGAAUCUUCCAGCUGAAGAGGAUGAACAUAAACAAUCAGAUGAUGGAAACUCUGAACUUGGCUCCACUGAGAACCAACACCUUUGGUUGCAAGGUUUGUACAAUCAGGUUGAUGAAACAAUUUCCUUUGAACCUUAUGAUUUUGACGCACUUGCGGAUAGAGUGUUUAAAGUGAUCAAAAUUAACUUCAACAAGAUUCUUGGAUCCGAGUUUAACUUAGAGAUCCAGGGAGAAGUCAUGGAGCAAUUGCUUGCAGCUGCAUAUCUCUCAGACAGGGAUAUGGAGGUGGAGAAUUGGGUGGAGCAAGUUCUCUGUGGAGGAUUCACAGAAGCACAGAGAAGAUAUAACCUCAAUGCUAGUUCUAUUGUGAAACUUGCUUCAUGUACAGCUCCAAGUGUGCACCUUCCUCCAAGGAUAAUUGUAGAAUGAGUCCCUACUUGAAACUGUCUUCUAUCUGGAUGUAUAAUUUAGCUGUAGCAUAUAGUGAAGCUAUUUUGGCCUUCAAUCCUAUGGUUUUGUUGGGUUUCUUUGUCUAGGUUGUAGUUGUGUAUAAUAUGUUAUCUGCAGCUAGUGCUGUGCGUGAUUAUCCUUGCAUAUUUAAAUCAAAGUGCUGUCUUCGUUUA